AUGAGGAGACUCUUACCACGUCAUCCCAAUCCGUUGCACGUGCUUCCCGCGCCGCGUUGCUCUCCGCCGCUUGCUCACUCUGCUAAACCCAAACCUCCCACGACUUCUGUGCAUUCUGUUCCCCUAAGAGCUUCCCCCGAUUGUUCCCCCCAAGCCCGCUUGCUCAUCCCCUCCUACCUUCCGCGCGCUCUGCUUCCAUGCCCCCCUUUUUCCCCCGCCGCAUUUUGCCCUAACGCUUCUAGCUCCUCUCGCGGCGCGCUUCGUUGUCACUGCACGCGUCUCGCGGUUCCUUCUUCCCCUACUGAAACUCGUACUAUCCGCCCGCUCUUUCCGCUUAUCCUCUCUCCUCCGCCGAAUCGUGCGUGGAGGCCCAUCACCCCGUGGACUGCCACCGUCGCCGUCUCCCGCAAAGGCGGCUCGACUUCCGCCGUCCCGCGCGCCUUUUCCAGCGUUUGCCCCGACCCCUCGCGCGGGCUAGCGUGCGGCGCGGGGAAGAGAGCAGCGGAAGUGGUAGGUGACUCGGUACUAGAAUCUGAUUCCGCGUUAGAGUCUGAUCUGGGCCCCACGCUGCCAGACACGCUCGUUGGGUCGGCGAGCGCGCCGGAAAUCGCGCCGGAAGUAGCGGCGGAAAUUGCGGCGGAAAGCGCGGCGGGAUCGGGGGUGCUGGUGGAGAUGGACGUGGUUCGCGCGAACUUCGAGGAGGGUCUGGCGGCGUUCGAGGAGGCUUUAAAGACGUGUGACCUGGUGGCGUUUGAUGGCGAGUUCACGGGGUUACACGUCAGCAACACCAGCAACUACGGAUUGCAGCUGCUGGACUCGCCGCAGCAGCGGUACGAGCGCGUGAAGGAGGGCGCUGGCAGCUUCUUCACCAUGCAGCUGGGGUUCAGCGCACUGGCAUGGGACGAGGGCAGGGGGGCAUACAGUGCGCGCACCUUCAACUUCAACAUCUUCCCGCGCCCCUUCCCCGGCUUCGACCUGCGCUUCCUCUGCCAGGCGUCAUCAAUGGACUUCUUAGCGCGCAACAACUUUGACUUCAACAAGUUCGUCUACCAAGGCGUGCCGUACCUGCCACUGGAGAAAGCCGAGAGGGAGAGGCGGCGCCUGCGAGCAUCAUUCCGGAGCAGCAAGGGCGGGGCAGAGAACGGGGCAGGCGCGGAUGCGAGCAGCAGGCAGCCACAGCGGGCGCCCAUAGUGCUGUCUCGGCCCGAGGACAGGCUGGCAGUGGGGCAGCUAGUGGAUGACGUGCGCACCUGGGUGCUCUCCACCUCGCCCCCUCCCACUCGCCUCGCCCCUCUCUCCGCACCUGCUGCUGCUGCUGCCGCUGGUGGUGCUGUUGCUAAUGGCAAGGCUGGUGCUGCCAGUGGGGACGCAGCAGCAGGCGAGGCGGGAGGAGCAGCAGAAGGGAAGGGGGAGGGCGAGGGGGGCGAGGCGGUGCAGCUGCAGGUGGUGGCGGGGAACUCGUUCCUGCGUGCUGCACUGGUGCAGCAGCUGGAGGAGGAGUUCGGGCAGAGCUCCUUUUAUGUCGUGCGCAGGGAGGUGAGCCCGUGUGGUGCUGAGGUGCGCCCACAGCGCGGCCCUGAAACCCUCCUGCUAGUCCGCGCAACCCAGGAGGACGCGGAGGAGUGGGGGCGGCAGGAGGAGCAGCGGCAGCAGCAGCAGCUGGAAGCGGCCAUCGGGUUCACGCGGGCAGUGGAGGCGGUGAUGCGUGUGAGCAAGGAGCGCGGGGUGCCGCUGCUGGCACACAACUGCCUCUUUGACCUGGCAUAUCUCUUCCACCACUUCAUCCGCCCCAUGCCCGACUCGCUCAAUGACUGGCGCCACCAGUUCCUAGAAGCCUUCCCCGGUGGCGUGUACGACACCAAGCACCUCGUCUCGCUCCUCCCGCCCGCGCUGCUCCCCUCCAGCACCUCCCUCUCCUCACUCUUCGAGUUCUUCUUCCACCGCCCUGCCUCACCCUCCUCCACUCCCGUGGGUGACAAUGACAAGGAGGGUGAGGAGGCUGCGGCGGGGGAAGGUGAUGGGAGUACACGUCCAUUUGCUUGCUUUCUCGAUGUUGCUGUGGCUGUCAAUCAAGAGAAGGAAGCAGAGGGCGAGGGGUUGAGGGAGCGAGGAGAGGGGGUGCGUGAAAUCGGUGGAGAGGACACGGCAGGAGCGGGUGGCGAGAGUGUGAAGGGAGGCGAGGGGGAGGGGGGGAGCAGAGGAGGGGAGCAGGAGGAGGCAGGGGGGGAGGAGGCGGUGGUGAGAGUGCAGUGGCCGGCAGUGGUGCAUGGGGAGGGGUUCAACCGCUACAGUCAUCUGUCGCCAGACAACCCUGCCAUGGCACAUGAAGCAGGCUUUGAUGCGUACAUGACAGCAGCAGUCUUCGUUGCCAUCUCCUCGCUCCUCGCCUCGCCUACCCUCUUCUCCAAG
Closterium sp. NIES-65 is the source of this 2409-nucleotide messenger RNA. The record is from the annotation of a GenBank genome assembly. Lineage: Eukaryota; Viridiplantae; Streptophyta; Zygnematophyceae; Desmidiales; Closteriaceae.